GUCAUCCUGCAGUCCAGCGAGCGCCAUCCGACUCAUGCAGCCCAAACUCAUUAGUAUACAGGAGAAAAAAAAUCUCGCGCAUGCCAGAUACCCUUAGUAUAUAUCAGCAGGCGGCCUAUUGGUACUAUUACUUACUGUUCACGCACGACGUGACACACGCCAUACGUCGCUCUUUCCUUCUUCCCUACCGCGCAACACUACACCAUGUGUGGCGUCACGGCCCUGUUGUUGGGCGACACUUCGGCCAGCACGGCUGCCAUUGAUCUUCACAACAGUCUUUACUUCUUACAACAUCGAGGGCAAGACGCAGCGGGUAUCACAUCAAAUCAAGGAGGACGUCUGUACCAAUGUAAAGGAAACGGACUCGUCGCCAAAGUCUUUGACGAGGGCAAGCGCAUACAGAACCUGCCUGGGUCCUCCGCCAUUGCGCACCUGCGCUAUCCUACCGCUGGCACGUCGUCGGCAUCAGAAGCCCAGCCCUUUUACGUGAACAGCCCCUUUGGCUUGUCGCUGGCGUGCAACGGCAACCUCGUCAACAACGAGGAGCUGCAAAAGUACCUCGACCUCGAGGCCCGCCGACACAUCAACACAGACUCGGACUCUGAGCUCUUGCUCAACGUCUUCGCCCACGCGCUCGGCGAGCUUGGCAAGGCGCGCGCCAACGUCGAGGAUGUCUUCAAAUCGCUCCAGGACGUCUACGCCCGCUGCAACGGCGCCUUUGCCUGCACCGCCCUCAUCGCCGGCUUUGGCAUCCUCGGCUUCCGGGACCAGAACGGCAUCCGCCCCCUGAUGAUUGGCGAGCGACCCUCGGAGACCAAGGCCGGCGCCAAGGACUACAUGAUGGCCUCCGAGUCCAUCGCGCUGCAGCAGCUUGGGUUCAAGAACAUUCGGGACAUUCUCCCCGGCGAGGCCGUCUUCAUCGAGAAGGGGGGACAUCCUCAGUUUCGCCAGAUUGUGAAACCCGUGUCGUCUCCUACCAGAGGUGUGAUGAACCCCCGAAGAGAAAAGUGGCUGACCCCACCCCCUAGCUUCGAGUUUGUCUACUUUGCCAGGCCCGACUCGACCAUUGACGGCAUCUCCGUCUACAAGAGCCGGCGGUUCAUGGGCUCCAAGCUGGCCAAGCGGAUGAAGGAGACCAUGAAGGACCUCGUGGACGAGAUUGACGUGGUCAUCCCCGUCCCCGAGACGAGCAACACGGCCGCCGUCGACAUGGCCACCGAGCUCGGCAAGCCGUGCUCCAACGCGUUUGUCAAGAACCGCUACGUUUUCCGCACCUUCAUCCUGCCCAACCAAAAGGCCCGCAUGAGCGGCGUCCGCCGCAAGCUGUCGCCCAUUCAGUCCGAGUUCAAGGGCAAGGUCGUCUGCCUGCUUGACGACUCCAUCGUCCGCGGCACCACCUCCAAGGAGAUUGUCCAGAUGGCCCGCGAGGCCGGCGCCACAAAGGUCAUCUUCGCCUCGUGCUCGCCCGCUGUCAAGCACCCGCACGUCUACGGCAUCGACCUCGCCGACCCCAAGGAGCUCAUUGCCCACUCGCGCACCGACGACGAAAUUGCCCACAUCAUCGGCGCCGACCGCGUCAUCUACCUCGACCUCGCCCAGUGUGUCGAGGCCUGCCUCGAGGCCCGCGUCGAGCCCGUCGUUGGCGGCAUGGACAUCACCGCCUUUGAGGUCGGCGUCUUCAACGGCCAGUACCGCACCGCCAUCCCGGACGGCUACUUUGACCACCUGAGCUGUCUGCACGGUAAGAAGAAGAGCAAGAAGCUGCAGGAGGAGGGGGUGGGCGGCGGCAGCGACGCCCAGACACAACCCGUGGCGGCGGUCGUCAACGGUGGCCCCAUGAACGUGUCCGCACCGCCGGAGACGCACAAGACGCCAGGGGAGAAGAGCGACAUUAGCCUGCAUAAUUUUGGAGAUGAGAAGUAG
Messenger RNA from Emericellopsis atlantica, 1923 nucleotides. RefSeq names its product amidophosphoribosyltransferase. Gene Ontology annotation, cellular component: cytoplasm. The transcript has 7 exons. The record is from RefSeq and is a predicted model, not a curated record. The coding region runs from base 205 to 1923 and encodes 572 amino acids. NCBI's taxonomy places the organism in Eukaryota, Fungi, Ascomycota, Sordariomycetes, Hypocreales, Bionectriaceae. Gene Ontology annotation, biological process: purine nucleotide biosynthetic process; purine nucleobase biosynthetic process. Gene Ontology annotation, molecular function: amidophosphoribosyltransferase activity.